GAUUUUAUAGCCGUUGAUUUCAAAUAUAAUGGUCACAUUCAUACACUCAUUUCUUCAUUGAUUCAUUCUUCGAUUCAAUUUCUUUGAUAAUUCUUCAACAGUUGUAUCUGCAACAUUUUUAUGACCAUUUUCUUAAGUUAAAUGGUCUCAGUUUGCAUCAUAAUAUCAUAGGGUUUGUGGGAAUAUUCUUGAUAGUUAAAGAUCAUUCAUUAUUCAUCUCAAAGAUUAUUAAAGUUCGAGUUUUUUAACCGUCAAUGGAGAUUUCAAUGGAAAAGAAUCAGUCUUUAAUGAAUUCCAGAAAUACCCAUCAAGGUGAAAGAGAUGUUAUUGGUGCAAAGAAGUUUGGUGGUGAAAUCGGGCAUAAACGGAGAGCUUUGAGUGUGAUUAAUCAGAACUUGGAUAACUGCGGUGGCGGUGUUAAGCGUACGGGAGGUCGUGUGCAUCCUUGUGUUGCUAGCAAGAGAGCUUUGUCACAGAAAGUUGCUGCAGAAAUUGCUAACAAGAAGCAGUGUAUUCAAGAGGAGAUUAAGAAGAUUAAUGAAUCAAAUGAGGGAUUUGGUGUAUGGGAAGAUGGAGAUGGAGAUGAAAAUGAACCUGUGCCAAUGUUCUUGGAAACGUCGGAUACAAUGGUGGAUGAUCAUGAUAUGGAGGAGGUUGAGAUGGAGGAUAUUUUUGAGGAACCUGUUAUAGAUAUCGACGCUUGCGAUGAAGGAAAUCAGCUUGCGGUGGUUGAGUAUGUUGAAGAUCUUUAUGCUAAUUAUAGAAAGAUGGAGAAUUUUAGCUUGGUCUCGCCGAGUUAUAUGACACAACAAUGUGACCUCAAUGAGAAGAUGAGAGGUAUACUAAUUGACUGGCUCAUUGAGGUGCACCACAAGUUUGACCUCCAACCAGAGACACUAUUUUUGACAGUCAAUCUCAUUGACAGAUUUUUGGCUAAACAAUCUGUAAUUAGAAAGAACUUGCAAUUAGUAGGUUUGGUUGCCAUGCUUUUGGCAUGUAAAUAUGAGGAAGUUUCAGUCCCCAUUAUCGACGAUUUGAUUUUUAUCUCGGACAAAGCUUACUCCAGAAGUCAAAUUCUUGCAAUGGAAAAACUAAUGGUGAACACACUAGAAUUUAACUUGUCGUUGCCAACCCCAUACGUUUUCGUGAAAAGAUUCCUUAAGGCGGCUCAAUCAGAGUCAAAACUAGACCACAUGUCGUUUUUCUUGAUCGAGCUUUGCCUUGUGGAAUAUGAGAUGCUUAAGUUCCCACCGUCUUUACUGGCGGCUGCAUCGGUCUACACGGCUCAGUGUAGUGUUUAUGGGGUGAGGCAGUGGUCCAAGACAUGCGAAUGGCAUGCUCGUUAUUCUGAAGACCAGCUUCUGGAAUGUUCAAGAAUGAUUGUGGGGUAUCACCAAAAGGCGGCGAUAGGGAGAUUGACCGGUGUUUAUAGGAAGUAUAAUACAUUGAAGUUUGGUUAUGCAUCAAAAUGCGAGCCGGCAAAGUUUCUGGUCGAGGAAACUGACGUCUUUUUCCAGAAUAACAAUUCUUAACGUCCAGAGUAACAACGUUACGUAACCUGUUUCGACAUCUUUAAUAUGAUUUUUUAGCAACUUCCCUUGUUGCCUUUAGGGGGGAGGGUUCUUGUGUGUUGACUUUAUUUGUGGGGGGUUUGUGAGUCAGAUUGACUUUAUAACUUCAUUGUUUUACUUUACUUAUAAACAGUGUUUUACUUAUGACAAUAAUCAAAAGAUUAUACAAAAUUUACAAAGGUUA
Molecule: messenger RNA, 1755 nt
Organism: Helianthus annuus (common sunflower)
Lineage: Eukaryota; Viridiplantae; Streptophyta; Magnoliopsida; Asterales; Asteraceae
Product: G2/mitotic-specific cyclin-2
Exons: 9
Coding region: 255-1532 (425 amino acids)
Biological process (GO): mitotic cell cycle phase transition; regulation of cyclin-dependent protein serine/threonine kinase activity
Cellular component (GO): nucleus; cytoplasm; centrosome
Molecular function (GO): cyclin-dependent protein serine/threonine kinase regulator activity
Source: RefSeq, a predicted model, not a curated record